CAAAUGGAAUGUCCAACAAAAACAAAAAUCUAAAAAAAAAAAAAAAAAACACCUAAUACUACUUUUUCUUGGAAGAAAGACACCGGAAGAUAUCCAUAUGUCCUGCUGUUUUGUACAUACAAAAACAAAACAAAAAAACUAAAAUAAACAUAUGUACAUAUAUGACUUUGGAGAGAUGAUAACGAUGUUGCCAAAGCUGGUGAUGAAUGACGCAGCUGCCACCUGCUGGUCAGGAGCGGAACGUCCCUAAUGAUUGUUUCCCCAGUUACACCAGCUAUAUAAAAGAUUAAUUCACGCAAACACGAAGAAUCAUAAAUUUAACAGCCGUCUAUAAAAUCUUAAUUGUGUAAGUCUCAUCAUCAUCUAUGCUCAAGACUGAAUUUUGAGCGAGCUGCGCAGAAUCCGCCCACUUUCCUCAAGCGUGUCCAAUAGUGUCUCCAGAGAGCCAUGAGGUUUAUUUUAAUGACCUUUGCUUGACUUUUCCACUGAUUUACAGGUGUGCCAUCACAGGUGGACAGCGGCAUGGAGGGACAGCAGCUACAGCAGGUUUUGAACCCGCAGAGACUGAAAUCACUACAAGAAUGGAUGCAGAAAAGCUCAGUCACUUUAACACAGGUCAAUGGGCAGAGGAAAUAUGGUGGUCCUCCUGUUGGCUGGCAAGGUCCUGCUCCCGGCCCGGGGUGUGAGGUUUUCAUCAGUCAGAUCCCAUGUGAUGUCUAUGAGGACCACCUGAUCCCUCUUUUCCAGAGCAUUGGAACAAUUUAUGAAUUUCGUCUCAUGAUGAACUUCAGUGGGCAGAACCGUGGCUUCGCCUACGCUAAGUAUGGUGACCCGGUCACCGCCUCCGCUGCCGUUAUGACCCUGCAUCACUACCGUCUGCCGGAGGGGGGAUGCCUGACCGUGCGCAAGAGCACAGAGAAGCGACAGCUGCGUCUGGGGGAUCUUCCAACUAGCACAAAUCAGGGGGAGUUGCUGACGGUGCUGCGAAUGAUCUCUGACGGGGUGGAGGAGGUCCUGCUGAAGAUGGCUGGGCCCAAAGGGAAAGAGGUUGUGGCUCUAGUGAGCUACUCCUCCCACUACGCUGCAUCCAUGGCCAAGAAAGUGCUUGUGCAAGCUUUUAGGAAGCAGUACGGCAUUUCCAUUACUGUGAAAUGGAUGUCCUUCUCCAAGUCCAAGCAUGUCGACGAGACUGGAGAAGAUGACCGCUUUACUCCACCUGUUCUGAAUCCCCUCCCCAAACCCUCCAUCACCCCUCCCCACCUGCACCCUCAGCCCUUGCUUCAUGAUGUCCCAGCCCACUCACCAAUCCAGCCCUUCUUCCGGGCUGUGGGAGGUCCGGCUAGCCUGAGAGAUGAGAUGAUGCCUCGAGCCCCUGUGAAUCAGGAUGCCGUGUCUCAGCUGCAGUGGAUAUGUGAGCUGCACAGACUCGGCACUCCGCAGUAUGAAGUCCGUUUCCAUCGCACCAGCUCCGACGGCUUCCUCUACUUCAACUUCAAAGUCCUGGUCCCAGGCCUUCUUUUUCCUCUGAACGGGGUUAUCGAGAUCCUUCCAGGCACCAGCAUUCAAGCCAUGAAGGCAGAAGUUUAUCGAGCCGCUGCUGAGCAGGUGAUCCAAACCAUGUGUAAAGUCUCAAACUUGCGACCUUUCUAAAAAUGUAGCUGCUUUUGCUAAUGUAAUGUGACAUUAUGUUUUACGUUAAGUAUUAUGGUUUGAAGGCAUGUACUGUUCCAGUCUGAGAUGAGUAAGUGGAAAUUAAUGAUUAAACAAGUAUUUCGUUUAAUGUUAAAGAAGAAAAAAAAAAGCCAAUCUAGGCAGUGAUAUUCUUUUAAUUUUACAAGCUCUUGAAUUCAGUGCUAUGAAAGAGUUUUGAAGUAUUAUGUUCUCGUUGGUAUAAUGUUUUAUAAUAUUUUAACUAUGUAAUAUUAAUCAUUUUUGUUAGUCAGCCUCAUCACAUUUGGAUGACUGCAUGUUUUCACGACUUCUUAUUUUGAGUGUUUUUCACUGUAUUUGACUUUUCACGAUUUAUUUGGAGUGUUUGUCACGUUUGUUGACUUUGCAUGGUGUGCCCUUGUUUCCUUGUUUGAUGGGUUGUACUGACUAUAAAUGACUUUUGUACAGUAAAUAAGUU
Messenger RNA from Carassius auratus (goldfish), 2128 nucleotides. Its product is annotated as dead end protein 1. The coding region runs from base 523 to 1650 and encodes 375 amino acids. The record is from RefSeq and is a predicted model, not a curated record. Lineage: Eukaryota; Metazoa; Chordata; Actinopteri; Cypriniformes; Cyprinidae. Gene Ontology annotation, molecular function: RNA binding. The transcript is spliced from 4 exons.